Molecule: messenger RNA, 3678 nt
Organism: Ictalurus punctatus (channel catfish)
Lineage: Eukaryota; Metazoa; Chordata; Actinopteri; Siluriformes; Ictaluridae
Gene: lrrc1
Product: leucine rich repeat containing 1
Exons: 15
Coding region: 460-2238 (592 amino acids)
Biological process (GO): neurotransmitter receptor transport postsynaptic membrane to endosome; neurotransmitter receptor transport, endosome to postsynaptic membrane
Cellular component (GO): postsynaptic density; adherens junction; postsynaptic membrane
Molecular function (GO): protein binding
Source: RefSeq, a predicted model, not a curated record
GGGAAAGCGUGACGCCAGCUUGGAAUGAAGGAGUGAGUGAGAGAGUGAGUGAGAGAGUGUUUUCCGGGUCAGAAAGUGGACUAAAAGGAAAUAACACUACGGGACGCAGAAAAAAUAAAAUAACAAAAAAAUAAAACACGACGCGAGGAGACAUGUAAAUGGUUUCGCGGAACAAAGUAUGGGAAGUUUGUCAACACUGCAGGAAAGACUGGCCGAGAACGAUGGAAGGGGCGACGAUUGAGACGUGGACUUGCGCUGUUUUUAGCCCAUGUUACUGUGUGUAGUGGUGGUGAAGCCCGGCCCGGGACCUGGUCCAUUAUCGUCCUGCGUUUGAAAGUAGCAUAAAACCGCGACAGGGUUGAUCGAGAGAUUGAUUUAUUUAUUUACUGUAAGUUGCGGGUGCUUUGACUUGACUAGUUGGAGCUCGUGAGUGUUGCGCGCGCUCCUGUGAGAUCCGGGAUGUUUCACUGUAUCCCUCUGUGGCGGUGUAACCGUCAUGUCGAGACCAUCGACCGGCGCCACUGUUCGCUGCUCUACGUACCGGACGACGUUUAUCGCUACAGCCGCAGUUUGGAAGAACUUUUGCUGGACGCGAACCAACUCCGAGACUUACCCAAGCAAUUCUUCCAGCUGGUGAAGUUAAGGAAGCUGGGACUGAGCGACAACGAGAUCCAGAGACUUCCUCCUGAGAUAGCCAACUUCAUGCAGCUUGUAGAGCUUGAUGUCUCGCGCAAUGACAUUAUCGAGAUUCCUGAAAACAUUUCCUAUUGCAAAGCCCUUCAAGUAGCAGACUUUAGUGGAAACCCUUUGACAAGAUUGCCAGAGAGCUUUGCUGAACUGCGGAACCUAACCUGCCUUUCCAUCAAUGACAUUUCUUUACAAGCGCUUCCUGAUAACAUUGGAAAGCUCGUGGGGGAGCUUGGAGCCUAUCAAAGGGAUCUCGGGGCACAAGGCAAGGGGGCAUUCUGGACAGGGUGCCAAUCAAUCGCAGGGCACAAUCACACACAUUCACCCACUAUGGACGAUUUGGUAAUGCCAGUAAAACCUACAACAAGUGUGUUUGGACUGGGGGAGGAAGCCAGAGUACCCGGAGGAAGCCCCCAAGCAUGCCUUACUAACUUGGUAUCACUGGAACUCAGAGAGAACAUGCUAACAUAUUUACCCGAAUCUCUUUCCCAGCUACACAGACUGGAAGAACUCGAUGUAGGGAACAAUGAGCUGUAUAAUCUGCCCGAGACAAUAGGAUGCCUUGUGAGCUUGAAGGACCUGUGGCUGGAUGGAAACCAGCUGAGUGAAUUACCAGAGGAGAUAGGAAGCAUGAAGAACCUGCUCUGUCUGGAUGUGUCUGAGAACAAGUUGGAGCACCUCCCAGAGGAAAUGGCUUGCCUGCUCUCCCUCACCGACCUGUUGGUGUCCCAGAACCUCAUCGAUGCCCUGCCACAGGGCAUAGGAAAAUUAAAACGCCUUUCCAUUCUGAAAGCGGAUCAGAACCGCUUGGUCCAACUGCCCGAGAGCAUUGGAGACUGCGAAAGUCUUACAGAACUGGUGCUGACUGAGAACCAGCUGCUGAGGUUGCCGAGAAGUAUCGGAAAGCUUAAGAAACUGUCAAACUUCAACUGUGACAGGAAUCGUCUGGUAUCUUUACCCAAAGAGAUAGGAGGCUGCAGCAGUCUGAAUGUGCUGUGUGUGAGGGACAACCGUCUGACGCGCAUCCCCGCCGAAAUUUCACAGGCUACAGAGCUGCAUGUUUUUGAUCUGUCUGGAAACAGGCUGACUUAUCUACCCAUGUCUCUCACCACGCUGAGGCUCAAAGCUCUCUGGUUGUCGGAGAAUCAGUCUCAGCCGUUGCUCACGUUCCAGACAGAUGUGAAUCCUGACACAGGGGAGAAAGUGCUCAUCUGUGUCCUUCUGCCUCAGCAGCCUUGCGAGAGUGAAAAAGGCUCUGAUAAUCUGGCACGCUGUGGCGCUCUGGAGAGUCUCGUGAAUGAUGUGGCUGAUGACACGUGGGACAACAGAGCCACGAAUAGAAUGAGCACCAUCCGAUUCCUCGAUGACGAUGAUGACGAUGACGAUGACCAGGGAACGCUGCUGCGACGGGCCACGCCGCACCCCGGAGAGCUGAGGAGCAUGAAGAAGGUGGUGGAGAAUCUCCGCAACGAUCUGAACGCUGCCAAAGGCCUGGACUCCAACAAAAACGAGGUCAAUAACACUGUGGACCGAGUGACUACAUCUGUGUGACCGCUUUGUUUUACCUCCGAGAUGGCCCAGUCCCCAUCGUGUCUUCCCACAAUGCACCUCAUCCAGCCUUCUCCCUGUGCUUUUUCUCCCUUGAAUGUGACUCUCCUUUCUCUGUGCUGGGUCUGUCCUGUUCUCUCCUACAUCUCCUCAGAUCCUGAAUCAGGGAAAGACCACCAUGAUAAGGUGCCUUCUUUUUUUUUUUUUUUUUUUUUUAAAUCUUCAGAGCAAUAAUCCAUGGAAUGCACAAUUUCUUUUUUAAUUUUACAAUCCAGCCCUUUUUUUUUUUUUUUAUAAACUUUUUGUUUUUUCUAAACACAUAAGUUAAAAUAGGUAGAUGCACUACAUAAAGUCUUAUACUAAUGCUGACAGAAGCUCCAAUUAUAUAUUUACAUUCUAUUUUUAAUUUUUUGGUUUUUAAACACUGGGUGGAUGUUUCUUUUUUUUUUUCUUCUUCUUUUUUUUUUCUUUCUUUCUCCAAGUCUUUCGGGGCAUGUUGAGCCCAGCUAUUUUUGGACCUACUGGUUUUAAAAAUUGUUGUAUAGAUCUUUGUGAAUAAUCUAUACUUUUUGUACUCGUGGCAGCUCAGGUCGUGUUAAACCUGGAGGGGGAGUUUAAAAAAAAAAAAAAAAAAAAAAAAAAAAAAAAAAAAAAAAAUUUAAGAUGUAUAGCAUAUUUCUUAAUCAAUGAGCAUUUUUAUUCCUGCAAAAAUAUUUGUGGUUUUACAAAGCAGUUGAACAACAUGUUUUAAUGUCUUAUACAGUAAAUCAAUUAGUCGGUGGUUCAUAUUUACUUUUUAAGGUGUGUUUUUUAUAUUUGAAUUUGAACAAGGGCUAACAGAAUAUUUCCACGUCUUAUAACUGGAAUGAGAGCUGCAGCUGCAUCAGCACCACUUUUGGACGUUACCCCGCGUGUAAAUUAGGUACAAUAAACCCUGUUGGUUAUCCUUCUUUUGUUUUAUUUUUUUAAAUUUAAAUAAUUUUUUUUGGGUAUGGGUUCCUUUUAAGUGCAGUUUUCAGUAGAACAAAAAACACACACACAUUGCACUUUUGCAACACUUUUUAAAUUAUAUUCAUAUUGUUUAUCCAUUCUGUGGUACACUACAAACUCUCUCUCUCUCUCUCUCUCUCUCUCUCUCUCUCUCUCUCUCUCUCUGUCUCUCUCUCUCUCUCUCUCUCUCUCUCUCUCUCUCUCUCUCUCUCUCUAUAUAUAUAUAUAUAUAUAUAUAUAUAUAUAUAUAUAUAUAUAUAUAUAUAUAUAUAUAUAUAUAUAUAUUUCUCUAUUGCGAACAGACCAAGGUGUUGAAAUGCUGAUUUUUAAAAAAUAUUUUUUAUUUUAUGUCAGUGAUAAAGCUGCACAGAAAAAUGAUCUCGAAUAGAUUCUAGGCCUUUAUUAUCAUGACUUCUAACCACUGAUACAAUAAAAUGAUUUUAUCAAAUCAGA